AUGUCGCUCAACGGGCUCGACAAUGUAGAAGUCACACAGGCGUACCAGGGCGCCCUCGCCGAGGCUGGUGGUUGGUUCCUGUUGAGAUACACGUCGAGGGACUCUGUCGAGGUCCUCAAGCGGGGCACUGGCGGAGCAGGAGAGGCGCGCGCUGCCGUCGCUCAGUACGAGGACAAGUCACCGCUAUAUGGCCUCCUGCUCUACCGUCGGCGCAAGGUCUUGGUCAAAUAUGUGCCUGAUGGCACUUCGCGCCUGCUGCAAGCACGUGUCGCUGUCCACUUCAUAAACAUCUCGGAGAAGUUUGCGCCUCACGAUAUUGUCCUGUCCAUCUCCACCCCAGAGGAACUUAGUGAUGCCGCCCUCGCAUCAGCAUGCAGUCUGCACACCGCCGCCCCUUCGAGCUCCUCAUCCAGCGGGUCGUCGCGCGGGCCAAAACUUAGUUGGAUCCAGGAAACUGCCGAAGAGACAUGUCAGCCAGACUCAACUGAAAAGUUGGCGGCGUCGGAAACGGCGGAUACCAGUAUACCCACCAUAAUGGAGCCGUCGAGAAGUAGUACUGAGGAAGACCCCACACGGUGUGCCUCUCUUACCUCGCAAACCGAGUCUGUUCCCUUGAUACUGGAGGAAAAGGUUGUUGGCCAUAAGAUUGUACCGCACAUCUCUCAUGUCACCGUUGAGACAGUGACUGAGCCACCAAAGACACCGGAGAACACUGAUCUGUCAGACCUGCAAGACACGUUCAAGAACUACGACUCGCUGUUUGAAGGCGGACCCGAGCCGCGAAGCUCGUCUCAGACGACGCGGCCAGACUACAACGAGCUUUAUGAGCACUACUACGCGCAGUACACCAAGCCCAAGGUCAAACUGGGCCCACGGCCACGCCAGUCACUCGAAGGAAAGCGCCCGGCCACGUCAGGGAACACGUCACAAGACAUGGCAAGACAGGUGGCAUCGCUCCCCGCGGGGCUGCGCUCUGCGGCGCGAAAGGCGGCCCAGAAGGAGUCCAAAACUGCCUCGUCCAGCGCUGUUCCCGCCAUUGCGGUUCCUCCACCACUCGAUUUACCUCCGAUGCCCGAGGUGCCACACUCGCCUGUUUCGUCGCUAUACACGCCACGCUCGCCGAUUAGUGUCAAGUCUAUGCCUGUUGCUGCGUAUAAGAGCCACCUUCGAGCUACGGGAACCACGCAAGAGCGGACGAGGCUGAUGAAGGCCCUGGAGCUGCGCAAGAAGCAGCAGCAGGCUCAGCAGGCGAAGAAGGAUAAGGCGGUCGACGAGUCGACUGUAGAUACUGAGGAUCCAGGAGGUGAAGAGGCGGUAGACUCGGCAGAAACGACUCCUACCGAACAUGGCGAGGAGCCCGAGGCAAACAAAGAGACAUUGCUUGGUGAUAAUCUGCCCACUUCGCAAGGCCCAAGCAAUUCUGGGCUCGUCUUUGCAGACAACCCAACGGAGGGAGACGACCUAAACUCGACUGUGUCGAUAUCAUCUCCCAUCUCCGCCCAAACCCACGGUUCGUCUGGCGCACCAUCAACGCGGCCGUCGUCCCUGUCCGAAGAUGAGAGCGGACUAGUAGACGACCCACAAAAGCGCCAGGGUACGCUAGAGUCCCAAGCUCCUGAUCCCUUUGACGAAGAACAAUCCGUCGACAGUACACCAACCGUGGUCGCUGACAGCACCACCCCCCCUCCACCCACCGACGCCUACAACGAACCCACGCAGGGUCCGCUAAUCACCCAACGGGCGCCUUCUUUCGACGACGAUGCAGACAGCAGCAGCAGCAGGAGGAACACGCUGAGGCCUGCCGGGGACGACACCCACGCCCGCCGCCGCUCGAACCGGGAGUCGACCAUAUACAUGCCCUCAGAUGCGGCAGCGCAGCCAGAACAGGGACCAGCGACAAAGCGCCAAAGAGAAUCUAUGCUGUUACCCGCUGGCUCAAAGAGGGACAGCUGGUUCGAAUCCAAGGGGAAGCGCCGUGCACAGCUCGACCCACUCCACGUCAGUGCGGAAAACUCCGAAACCGAAUAUCUGUCCGACGACUCCUUCAUGGAAGAGUUGCAGAGCGCUACAGUACAUGAAGCCAAGCCUAUGUCUGUGUCCAAGUCGCCCAUCAUGCCCUUCUUCCCACGCAAGUCACCGUCCCAAGCUGAGCUGUCGACACCCCCCAGGUCAGCAUCGUCAAACUACCCUACUAGUCUUACGCGUCCCUCCCCCGAACAACAGCCUGCUCGCAAGGUAUCUGGCGGCUGGCCGCCGCCACCACGGUCCGACACGUCGUCGGCUCCCAAGAAGAUUAAUGUUUCGUCUGGCAUCUCACAAAGAAUCAAGGCUCUUGCCGAAAAGACCAACAGGGAGUCGGCUUCUGUGAACCCUGCAGCCGCCACCCUGAGUGCGCCGAGUUCGUCUGUUGCCCAACGCAAGUCUUCUUUCUUUGCAUCCUCGCCUCUUGACACAUCGCCCAAUGGAUUGUCUGCCUCUCGCAAUGGAAACACCUUGAUCCGGCCGUCGUCUUCUGCCUCGAUGAUUGACAGGAAACCGUCGGGCCCAAUCAAGUCAACCGUAUACAACGUGCAACAGGGGCCCGAGAAGCCAGAGUCUGUUCAGGUUACUGCACGAAUUGUUCGUGAUGAGCGAACAAUGAACCCCACCCUAGCCAUGCCUACCGAGAGCACGCCGCUGGAACUCCACCAGAGCCCCCUGAUUAUUGACCACCAAAUAGCCACUCCCGCACCCAAGAGCCCCCCUCAGCCGCCGAAACCGGAGACACCGGCCUCUCGAGACACUUCGUCAUCACACUCUCGGGACCACAGUCUGGCACCCUCGCGGACGUCUUCGGAGAGCACAUGGAGGACAUUUGGUCGGCGGAUGAGUGAGUCGAGGUCUGUUCACAGCCAUGAUGGCGACGAGAAGAAGGAAGACAAGAAGGAAAAGAAGGAGUCGCGCACGACCAAGAUGUUCAAGCGCAUGUCUUCAUCCAUGUCAUCCAUGCCCUGGAAGAGCUCGAGCAGCAGCCUGACACUUCCGGAGAACGACAUGCGGUCGACAUCGUUGUCGUCUCUUCGCGAGCCACCGCCUCCCAUGCACGUUGGUGACUUGAAUGUUCAAUUUCCCGACACUUUGCUCUGGAAGCGAAGAUGGGUCGAGAUCGAUUCCAUGGGCAACCUUGUCCUCAGCCCGUCCAAGCACAACGAGAAGGGAAUCGUCAAGCGUUUCCACCUCAGCGACUUCCGCGCCCCAUACCCUCCAGACCAGGACCGACAAGAGCUGCCCAACAGUGUUGUCUUGGACUUUGUUGAUGGCCGAACGCUGCAGUGCGCGUGCGAGACACACACAGCGCAAGCCCAGGUUCUGCAAAUCCUCCGUGAAGCGCACGAUGCUUGGCUAGCAUACAACCAGGCGCAGUAG
Molecule: messenger RNA, 3405 nt
Organism: Bipolaris zeicola 26-R-13
Lineage: Eukaryota; Fungi; Ascomycota; Dothideomycetes; Pleosporales; Pleosporaceae
Exons: 5
Coding region: 1-3405 (1134 amino acids)
Source: RefSeq, a predicted model, not a curated record